Molecule: messenger RNA, 15564 nt
Organism: Biomphalaria glabrata
Lineage: Eukaryota; Metazoa; Mollusca; Gastropoda; Planorbidae
Product: ras GTPase-activating protein 3-like
Exons: 24
Coding region: 26-3607 (1193 amino acids)
Biological process (GO): intracellular signal transduction; regulation of GTPase activity
Source: RefSeq, a predicted model, not a curated record
CAGGAGAAUGUUAUAAAUUAGCAACAUGGCAGAGGCUGAAUACAAGGAUGUAAGAGUUGAGGAAACAUUGCGUGUCAAAAUAGGUGAAGCUAAAGAUUUGCCAGCAACAUCUUUUUCUAGCAGCUCCAGAAACACAUGCUGCGCCAUUAAGAUAGAUUCAGAAGAAAUUUUUAGGACAAGUAUAGUCGAGAAAUCUCUAAAUCCCUUUUUUGGUGCAGACUUUAAAGGAGAAAUUCCCAAAAAAUUUCGCUUAUUGUCAUUUUAUGUGUAUGAAGUUGGAAACAAAAACAAGGUUUUAGGAAAAGUUUCCUUGAAAAAGGAAGAGCUCUACAAAUAUCAUCAGAAAGAGCACUGGUUUCCACUGACCUAUCAAGAUGGCGAUACUGAAGUACAAGGCAAAGUACAGGUGGAGAUCCGGCUAGAUGAGUGCCUUAACUCCUCGGAUAGCUCACACAGGGUCGCUGUCAAGGUGUUGGAAUGUAGUGACCUGCCAGUCAUUAAUGGCUCAUGCAACCCCUAUGCUGUGGUCACUCUCUCAAGUGGCAAGACAAAGAGUAAAGACAUCAGGAAGACAGUGGUCAAGAAAAAAACAAUCUGUCCACAGUUUGAGGAGACUUUCUUCUUCCCUAUUGAGAAAUCUCAAGGAGUCGAGAGAAGUUCUUCCUAUAUAGUAGAUGAUGUUGUUUCUCUGGAGGUCAGUGUUUCUCUGUUUCAUGAUGACUCCAAAGUAUCUCGUGAAAUGUUAGGUCACAUGUUCAAAGGCUGUUUCCUUGGUGAAGUGAAGAUACCUAUAGUGUUUAAUGACUUGAAUAGACCACAUAAAGCCUGGUACUGUUUGCAAGCCAAAGAACAUAGUAGAAGCAAUGAAUUGUCUCUGGGAUCUAUACGUCUGAGAAUCAGCUACUCUGAGGAUUAUGUUUUCCCAUCCAAAUAUUAUGAUGGUUUAAGAAAUCUCAUUUUACAGUCAGCUAAUACUAAGCCUAUCACAUCCAGUGCAGCUUUUAUUCUGGGUGAAAUUGUAAACAGGGAGAGCGCAGCGCAGCCAUUGGUCAGACUCUUUCUAAAUCACGGUAAACUGAUUCCCCUAGUACACGCCUUAGCCAACUGGGAAAUGUCGACUACAAUUGAUCCCAACACAUUGUUCCGAGGCAACAGCCUUUUGACCAAGAUGGUGGAUGAGCUCAUGAAGAUCCUGGGACUGCCCUACUUACACGACACGCUCAAAUCCUUUAUAGAACGGGUAAUCUUUGAAUCCAAGCCUUGUGAGAUUGAUGGAUCAAAACUGAGAGAUGGAGAGAAUGUAGAAACCAAUCUGGAGAACUUGUAUGGUUACGUGAAGGAUGCUGUGGAUAAAAUUGUUAACUCAGCUCUUGUAUGUCCCUCUGGCAUGAGAGAUGUAUUCUCUACUCUUAAAACACAAGCAAUGCUCAACUAUCCUGAUAAUACAGCUGUUCGUUAUCAUGCUGUGACUAGUUUUAUUUUUUUGAGAUUCUUUAUGGCAGCAAUCUUAGGCCCAGUGCUUUUUGAUCUCCGCUCUGAAAAUCCAGAGCCAUCUGUACAAAGAACUUUGACCCUGAUCUCUAAAGGUGUGUCUGGAUUGGUCAAUUUUGUCAGCUCAAAAACUAAUAGUUAUACCAUGAAAGAAGAGUACAUGAGUCCACUUUAUGCAAAGUUUCAUGAAUCAACGCAGACAAAUAUCAAAAUGUUUAUAGAUAUCAUAUCAUCAAGCAGUGGCUCACAUUUCAAAGAUAUUGAGGCUCCAAUCAUUCUCAAAGAAGGGUUCAUGAUUAAAAGAGCUCAAGGGAGGAAAAAAUUUGGUCUGAAAAACUUCAAGAAAAGAUUUUUUAGGCUGACUAAUCAAUCAUUGUCCUACUACAAGCAUAAAGGUGAGAAGCAACCUUUGUUUGAAAUCCAUAUUACUGAUAUAUUAGCAGUGGAAAGGUUAGAAGAAGAAUCCUUCAAAAUGAAAUAUAUGUUUCAAGUAGUUCACACCAAGCAAGCUUUAUAUGUCCAGGCCAACAACUGUGUGGAAGAAAAAGAAUGGUUGAACCUUCUAAUGAAUAUUUGUAAGAGCAAUAAGAACAGACAUCCCAGUUAUCACCCCGGUGCUUUUAUCAACAACCAUUGGCUGUGUUGCAAGUCCACUGACCACUCCUUGUCUGGAUGUACUCCAGUGACCAGUGGGUUACAGCUGACCAACAUCCAGACUGAUUUUGAUUCUGACAGGGAGGUGGAGAAGAUACACUCACUCUUUUUGGACCAGAUAGAUAAAUUAGAUGCUCUACAAGGCUAUGUGGAUGCAGAAGAUAUUGAAUAUAAUGAAAUUUGUGGAGACCAGGCAGUGUACCAUGGUGAAGUUGGCAUGAACAAAGUUCAAGGCCUGGGGUCCAACAUUGAGGACCCUUCCUCUUGCUACCAGACCAUCGCAGAGAUUCAGAAGUGUGUUAUCACCUUGGAGCAGGAGCACAUCCAGUAUAUGAGAUCUGUCCAGCGUAAGACUGUCAUUGGAUCCAUAGACACACCAAUAGGGGAUGAAAGUAAUGCUGAUUUACUGCGAAACAUGCACAGAUCUUCCGAGCGCCUCAGUCGCCAUGGUAGUAGAUCAUCCAACGCCAGCAAUAUCAGCCGAAGGUCAUUCAGAGGAAACAGGAGUCGUGGCGGAAGCUUCAGGGAGAGGGACAAAACUAGGCAUGAGGGAGAAGGAGUGAGAAAGUCUUUAAGUGGGGACGUUGCUGUGUCCAGUAAAAAUCUGGCUGUGGACUUCAGAGCCGAGGUCAAAAAGGCAGCCAGUUAUGAUGUCAUGGCUACUGAGUGUGAUUCAGUCAAUACAAGUCAGGGUAACAAUAGCUUUCAUGACCAGGGAAAACCUGAUGUGAUCUUUGCAAUUGAAGCAGACAGAGAUAGUGCUUCUGAGAAUGUGUUUAACUCUAACCCCUCUGCAAAGAAUCUAACUGUUGAUCCACCUCGUUCCCCAAAGAAGAGUACAGGCUUCUCCCCUUCCUUUAACCCAGAACCAAAGUCUGCAAGAAGCUCAGGGCACUCUGAUGUAGAGGCCAUGAGGGCUGGCUCUACUAAUGGUAGCAUCAUAUCAUUUACCAAUCACAUUGAGGUCACAGCUUCUAGUCACAACUCAUCCGGGGUGCUUGAGACAUCACUGGAGACGAAUGAUGCCAUAACCACCAUGUCCAGCUCUUCCAACUCUGUUGACGGCAGUAUUAAGCGUGACGCUUGGAAGGACGAUGAUCAGACAUGUCAGGGGACGUCUGCCCACGCAGACACAAACAGUUACGCCACUCCAUCCUCCCCCACUCGUGCUAACCCAUCACCACAUUGUGCACAGCCCUCCGAUCUCCUAUGCUGUGGCUCUAAAACACUUGAGGUAGAAGUACUUUUACACAACCACCAACAUCCUGCCAACAUUCCUGAGCGUCCCCAUGACUUUGCUGAACCUUUGCAAUCCUUUGCUCAGCCCAGGCCAGCCACCAAAGUUUUACUCUCUACCAACAGUUUAGAUUCCAGUCAAGGCCAUGAGCAGGCUACUCAUAUCUUCAAAAGACAGCUGUCUCAGCCAGCAUCCUCAGGACACAGGGUCUAUCAUGACACAUAGGGGAAGUAACUCUAUAUGUAUUUCUCCUUAUGUAUAUCCAUAUAAAUGUUAGCAUAUAUUUGAUUGCCAUAAUAUAUUGAAUUCACAAUAUUUAAAUUUAAUUUUCUUUACCUUUUUUUUUCAACACACACCAUUUUAUUUUUUCUCUGUUGAUUUCUCUAAAUGUUUAUAUAUAUACUUGCAGCCUGUAUUUAUCUGUACAAUCAAGUUAAUAUUCUUAUAAAACUUGUGUCUGAAAGAAUUUAUUUUUGUAUGCAAGUAUUAGCUCUCUAACUCACACUCUCCGGCCUAAAAACUGACCUGACACUUAUCAAUUGUGUUCAAACCUAAAAAACAAAUUUUUGUUUACCUACAUGAUGUAACUAUUUAUACACUUUUUUUUCCUUGUUGUUUACACUAUGUUGUAUGUAUUCUUCAAGUGCUUGUGUUGUACAUAAUAUCAAAAUAAGCCAGUUAGCAUCCAGUUCAUUUUUUUUUUUUUUUGUUUGGCACUGCCUGAUUGGUAGAGCACAAUUUUGCUUCAUUCCAGAUGUUGACCAUGUUUUAAAUACUAAUUGUUAACACUAGUUACAAAAUUAGUGUUGGAAUUAGGAUGAGGUAACUAAAGUAAAGUUUGUUCUUUUUCCCUACUGUGUUUUUGAGAAGUUCACAUUUUGACUUUUUUGUUCUCCUUCCUGAGUAAGAAUGGUAAAACAUAGCUUCCUAUAGUGCUUGUUUUUUUUCUAAUUAUUCGUUGAGUUUGGUGUCUAUUUGAUGCUAGUUGUUUAGAUAUACAUAUAUAUAUGGCUGCCUGGUCGUGAGGUUUGCGCGCUGGACUGUCGUUCGGAUUUAUCGAUGGUCGAGGGUUCAAAUCCUGCCCGCUCCCAUCCCCCGUCGUCCUGCGGGAGGUUUGGACUAGGAAGUAAACUAUCUUCAACUCUGAAGGAACAUCCAAAACAUGUAAAACAUUUUACAAACAUAUAUAUAUUUUUUUUUUUUUUCAAAUUUUAAGAGUUAUUGGUUUUAAUAUUUUUAAAAAAUCUUUUUCUUUUUGAAUUUACACAAAUUAAGAUUUAUUUUUUUUUUCCCUCAUCUAGUCACUAUGUUUUUUUUAAAAUUCAUUUUCAUUUGUUCCCCCCUUUCUUCUUCUCGACGUGUAGUAUUCCAGCCAAUAGAUCAUUGAUUUGCCAGUUAUUUUAUCAACAGGUCAGAAUUAGAAUUGGUUGGUCACAUGACACAACUUUUUUUUUGUCACAUGACUUGCAUAAUUUUAAAAAAUAAAUACAUUUAUUGAAGUGAAAGUCUGUGUAAAUAUAGAUUUUUAUUUUCAAAUCCUGGUUUGAAAUCUUAGAAAUAAAUGUGUGUUUGCAAUACUAUAAGACAUGCAUCUAUUUAGACUGCAAGAGUAGACUAUUUCUUUUUGAACAGUGAUAUUGGAAGACUGAAGUUUUUUUUUAUUAUUAGGACUGGUGAAUGGCAUAAAAUGUACCUCAGCACAAAAUGCUCUAUGUUGGUAACUUUAAUUACAUGUUCUAUAUUGACAACUUUAAUUUCAUGUCUGCCAUUAUGCAUUAGUUGUAUAGGUAAGACUUGCCCUUUUCAUUUCAGCAGUAAGUUAGAUUACCGGAACUAGAAUAUUACAUUCUGAUGUGAUCAACUGGGAGCUAGCUUAAGCAGCAGUGUUUUGGGUAAUAGUUCCCGUUUCUGAGUUACUGUUUGAUAAUAGCUUCUACACAUUCAAACCAAAUAGUCAUAAUACUCAGUUGAACAUAUAUAUAUAUAUAUAUAUAAGUCAUGUGACCACUAGGUGGGCCAAUCAAAAGCUGUUUAUGAAGACUUAUAAAUCUUAUAUUCCUUUUUUAAAAUUGUAAAAGCAUGGUAUUUUUUUUUACUUACUUGUGCAUUGAAUUGAGGACUUUGUUGAUUGUUGUUUUGUAAGUCUGGAGUGCCAUUAUGUCUCUCUUUCUGUGUUAUCUCAUGACUAUUUUGGAUGCAGAGAGGAGGAAAGCUGUAAAGUAUUGGAAAGCUGAUGUGCUGUUAGCCAAGGCCAUGAUCCUAGUUUGAGCUAGUGAUCUGUAUUUAGUGAUCACUUGUUUGCUUCUGACACAUGCUCACUGUUGUCUCACUUGUUGACUAGUAUCUGUGAUGGAAUUUUUUUUUCUCUCUGUUAGGUCAGUUGAACUACACAUUUUUUUUCCCUGGAAUAACCAUCUGUUACAUGUAUAAGUAAAGGUCAUCUGUUUCUGUGGCCCACGGUUAAUGAGAGUGUCAUGUGGCCAGCACAAGUAUCAACCGAUUUUACUUUCCCCAACUAAUGUAAAGUACCCAUUAGAGCUGGGUGGACUCAGAGGCGCCUAAAGAUCCCGAAAUUCAAAAUUCCAGUUUUCACUAGGAAUUAAACCCGGGACCACCGGUUCAGAAGUCAAGCACUUUACCACUCAGCCACAGCGCCGCCAUGUGUAAAAUGUGCUUGUGUUUAACUUCAAUACAUUUAGUGCUCUACUAAAAAAUCUCAACUUGAAACAGUAUCCAUAUCAACCAUGGGGCAUUGCCAUUUAGAUGGGAGUCUCUUUGGAGAUAAUUGUUGAACUCUAUGAUGGAUUCAUUUUGUUUUGAAAAUGAUUGUUGACAGAGGACCAAAGAUUGUGUUGUAUUUGAUGGCGGACACUUUGAAGUCCAAUGUGAACAGAAUGGAAUUCACAGUAUAUUGCACAAAUUAACUUUUGAAUGACACUAUUUGGGUUUUGGAAUAAGAUAUAAAAUUGUAACUCUUGCUUUUUGAAAACCAAAAUAACAUUGAUAGAUUUUACAUAGCCAGAGAUAGAGAAUGUAAAAACCAAAUGAAAUGUUUCAACUUAUUUUUUAUUUAGAAUCAGAGACAAUUUCAAGACUUCUACUAUCCCACAAAGUUACAUGUUAACAUUCAAGGAGUUGUUUUUUUUUAAAUCCAUCAUUCUGAAGGCAUUAAACAAAGCUACAUUACUUAGUGUACCAACCAUUCAAAAAGUAAAUGCAUAGCUUGUACUUCCUGUUCACUAAAACAUAAUGUCUGUUUUUGUGACAGGUCAGAGUGCUCCAUGUCCUUGGCACACUCUUAUAUGCACACAUUAUCCCAAGACGAUUUUGAAUUAUGUGUUGUUGUUUUUUUUUAUAAAUUUCCAACUACCUGUUGUCAAGUCAGCUUUUUAACACUUUGUUUUGUUGUGGAUGUAAGAUUCUCAUGUGCCAGAAUGUUGUGUUACUUACUUAACUUCUAGAUGGACAAUUAAUAAAUACAAACAAUAUUAUAAGUAUGUCACUGUUUUACCAUCAUAAUAUUGAUACUUAAACCUAAGAAGCUAAUGAAUUGAAUUUUGUUAAGUUGUAAAUCUUUCGUCUUGGGUUUUUAUGUAAAAGAAAUAUUUUUUUAUAAUUUGAUUAGACACUAUGUUUUUUAAAGUGAAAUCCAAGCAUAGGGUUUAUUAUUUCUAUCACAUUGUUUUUAGCCCUAAAUUAUGUUAUUUAGACUUGGGUCUUCUGUUGCAGUUUUUGUGUGUUUUCAAACAAAGAUUUUCCAUUUUCUAUUGUUUGGUAUGAAAUAGUAGAAGCCACAUUAAGGUGUACUAUUUUUCUAUUUGUGAUAUGUAUAAUUGACAUAUGGUUAUAUGUGUUAUGUUGUUUUAUCUUGUAUUCUAUUUUGUCUGCUCUCCACAUGGAACAUUCGUGUACAUAUAUUUUAUGCAUAUUUUUUCUUCUGUCCAAGAUUUUAAUUUCAUGUUCCAUUUAUUUGUGCCAUACAUAGUUUAUUCCAAUUCAGCUGUUAAGAGCAGUGUUUGUUGUGUUUAGCACCAUGAUACAGGACACAUUGGUCUGUCUGUUGUUUUCUUUAUUCCCAUCAAGUCAUCUGUGACUUGACAUAUUAGUUUGGUUCAAGAUUGACUUACAGGACCAGUAUUAUCUCCCUUGACAGGUGUGAGUGAAGUGUUGUAUCAAGGUUUUGUUCGAAAUUUGGAUAAUCAUUUUUUUUUUAGCCAUUAGUUUGGUUUGUUUGCUCAUUAUUAUUGGCAAUUUCAGAAAUUAUUGACCAUAAUCUAGUUACUAGUUUAAAAGAUAGGGUAGCUAGACUUUGUUUCUUUAAACUUCAUACUACUCCUACACUCAUUCCUUUAAUAGUAUCAAUCCUAAAGUUGCGCAUAAAUAAUCAUUUUAAAAGUCAUUUUUGAUUUAGUUGGUUCCAAUACUAUACUUUGAAUCAAGGAGACACCAUUGCAAAAUGGUCAGUAGUAAUAAGAUAAAAAAAAAUUACUUGCAUAUUUCUUGGAGUUUUUUUUAGAUAAAAGGUGAGGGCAAUUUUAUAAUUUGAUCUACACACAUUUUUUUUUAUUCAUUAAUAUAGAUCAAAUUAAAAAAUAUGCGAUAUUUUAAAAACAAAUGAUAAAUGUUUUAACCUUCCUUCUAUACACCUGAAAAAUUUAUUCCUGGUCAAAUGGUAUGCACUUUGAACUGUCUUCUCAAUUUUCCAAGAGGCUCAUUUUCUGCACACUGCCAUCCCGUCAUCAUGCAGGAGGUUUGAACUAAGAUGUAGAUUAUCUUCUACUCUGAAGGAACAUCUGAAACAUGUAAAACAUUUACUAACAAAUGAGCGAGAAGAAUGUGAUAUUGAAGUAGAAAAUACUAAUUUCACUAAAGAAAGAUUGUUUAUAAUGAAGUUGCCUUGAAUUCUGGAAAUAUUAGUAGAUUUUUUUCUUCAAAUAUAUUUCUUUUAAGCAGAAACCAAUUCAAAGCAGUAUUUUAUUCAAGAAAUAUUGAUUGUUCAUAGUUAAAUACUAUUUAUUUAAAUUUACAGUUGAAUUUAUAUAUAUAUACUCUUUUGGCUUGAUAACUUACAUGACAAUAUAAGACCCAUUCUAUCUUGAAAGACCUUGGUGGUGCCCAUUAACUCUAGUAGGUUACAGUCAUGGGCCUUUGAUAAAGUAUUAAAGUUUUACAGUUGGCACCAACUGGUUGUCUCAUUGUUCCUUCAGAAAGGAAGGUUACUAUUAUGUAGCACAAGUGUCCUGCAUGGGAUUCUAGCAUACAGGGCUCAAAUCCAUGAGCGUCAAUAUGAUAGUUGAUAGCUCAUACCAUGACGUUCCCUACACUGUCACUCUAAUUUUAUCUUUUUUUUUCUUUCUGAACAACUGUCUCGCACUGAUAUGGGCACUUGAGGUCUGCAAAAGAACUUUUUCUGUUGAAUGGAUUUCUGUGAAAAAAUGUCAUAUUAUUUUUAACAAUCAACAAAUUUGGUUGGAAUCUUUGCAACAAUAAUUCAGGCUAAGAAGUUUCUUUUUUUUUUAACAUUUUUUAAAGAUGAUCACUUUGAAUCAUUCAUAGAUUUUUUAAUUGAUUUAUUACCUAUUAGAUAUUAAAAUAUUAAAGAUGUUCUGAUAAUUGAUAGACGUCUGCUGCUUGUAACACUAGUUCUGAUAAUUGAUAGACGUCUGCUGCUUGUAACUCUAGUUCUGUUCUGAUAAUUGAUAGACGUCUGCUGCUUGUAACACUAGUUCUGAUAAUUGAUAGACGUCUGCCGCUUGUAACACUAGUUCUGUUCUGAUAAUUGAUAGAAGUCUGCUGCUUGUAACUCUAGUUCUGUUCUGAUAAUUGAUAGAAGUCUGCUGCUUGUAAACACUAGUUCUGUUCUGAUAAUUGAUAGACGUCUGCUGCUUGACUCAAGUUGAAUUAGAAAUUAUUAGAAAAAAAUGUUUACAUUAUGUUGUAUCUGGUCCACUCGCCUCUCUCAAUAUUAAAUGUGUGCCCUACUAGGACAUUAAGUACGCUUGGAAUGUGAUUAUAUAUUUGUUGAUCUGCCCUGUUGUAUAUCUUGCACUACUUCCGAACAAACUUUUUUUUGUAUGUUGACCACCGCUAAAAAAAAACCUGACAUAUAACCUGUUGCCUUGAUAUGUUAUGUGAACAACGAGAUAUUUCAGUAUCACCUUCAGCUACAGUCUUUACAUGUCUCAUUGAGCUGUUUUUUUUAAUUAAAUUCUUUUUUGUGACAUGUUUCAGUACCACCUUAAACUCUAUGUUUUAUGUCUCAUUGAGCUGGGUUUUUUUUAAAUAUUUUUGUGUAACAAUGAUAAGUUUUGACUAAUAUUGACUUUACUUAAACCUUGAUAUUUCCUAUAGCAGUCCUGAAUAUUGAUGUAUAUUGUUGUGAACAGAACAGCAGUGCAAGUUUGGUGCAGAACAAAGUUUAUAUACUAGGAUCUUAAAAUGACUUAAACAUCAGUCUCAUUCAUCAAUCUAACAAUUUUACUUUGGUAUCUAUUGCUAGUGAACAUGUCUGUCUUUCAGGUAUACAUUGAAUUGCAUGUCACUAAAUUAGUUAACUUGGCAGCAACCAUUCUGGACUGUAUUUGAUUAGGCUUAAAAAUGGUUGAUAUAAUCUGAUAUAAAAAAAAUGUUGAUAUAAUCCGAUAGAAUCAUUGACAUUGAAACUUGAUUACAGUGUUCCACCUGAAGUGAGUUCCUUUGCUGUGGAUUAUAUCAACAAUGUACAAAGGGAUCUUUCCUGUUUCUCUGGUGUGUAGCUAGUGUCAACUGGAACUUAGGAGCAGAGUAUGCUGUGGCUGAGGGGUAAAGCACUUGGAUUCUGAACUGGAGGGUCCUGGGUUUGAAUCCUGGUGAAGGCUGGGAUUUUUAAUUUUGGCAUCUCUUGGGCAUCACUGAGUCUAUCAUUUUCUUUCCUCAUGGAACAUAGGGCCUCAGUAAAAACAUGCCACUCUCCACAGUCUGUUGCUAGUUUUUUUUAAUGGCUUCCUAGCUCUUUCCUGUCCUUUUGGUCUCAUCUAGUACACUGCGUCGCCAUGAUCUUUUUGGUUAUUCACUUUGUCUUGUGCCCUGAGGGUUCCACUCUAAGGCCUGUCUAGCUCUGCUGUUGGUAUUUUUUCUAAGAGUGUGACCAAUGCAUCGCCACUUUCUCUCUAAGUUCUGCACCUCUAUAUUUCUCUGUCCGCCCCUGAUUCCACCCAGCUCUAAUGGUUACCUGACAUUAGUUGGGAAAAAGUAAAGGCAGUUGGUCGUUGUGCUGGCCACAUGACACCCUCAUUAACUGUGGGCAACAGAAACAGAUGACCUUUACAUCAUCUGCAUGGUCUGAAAGGGAAACAUAACAUUUUUCUAGCCAGUACAUUGUGUUUCAUGACUUUACUCCCAUAAUGUUAUUGCCCCUUCCCCUAAUAUUUUGUAGAUGAUAUAAAGGUUGGAACUCUUGUGUAGGAAGUUCCUUCAGAUUGAACACUGCAAUCAAGUCUCACUGUUAAUGAUUAUGAUACACUUCCAACAGAGCUUGGUUCAAACCUGUUCUGUUGUAGGACUUUGCCCCAAAUCUGCUUGCUGGUCAUUUCAGUUAUGCUGUUCACACCCACAUCAUUAAUCUUGAUUCUUUCAUAACCGGAUCAACUUAAUUCAUUCACUCUCCAAUGUUUAAUUUCAAUCUAAUGACUAACUCAUUUCAAUCUAAUGACUAACUCAUUUCAAUCUAAUGACUAACUCAUUUCAAUCUAAUGACUAUUUCAUUUUAAUCUAAUGACUAACUCAUUUCAAUCUAAUGACUAGCUCAUUUCAAUCUAAUGACUAACUCAUUUCAAUCUAAUGACUAACUCAUUUCAAUCUAAUGACUAGCUCAUCAACACAGAACUAUAUCCUUGUCUGACAGACAUGUUCACUGUAAAAGAAAAAAACAUUUUAAAUUUUUCAUGUAAAGUUUCUCCUCUACUGUAUGCAACAAUUUAUUAAAAUUGUUACGACCUGUGCAGGUGCUCCCAAACUUACAGACUCUCGCAAACAAAUCAGAACUAGUUUUUGACCAUUGUUAUGUAUUGCUCUUUAUUUUCCAAUAUCAUUACAGCCAUAGGUGAGAAUCCUGGUCAUAAUUUUGUUUCACAAAUUCAUCAUUUGUAGAUAUGGCAGUGGAUUAGUUAUAUUAUGUAACAACUCUUUAAAUUAGAUUUAUUGUAAGCUGUGAAACACUUGUACAGAAGUGAAAUAUUUGUUCAGAUGAUUUUUAGUUCACAUUUUCUGUAAUACUUUUUAGAUACUUUCAGUUACAUUACAAAAUAGAAUACUUUUAUUUGCAAGUCAUCAUUUUUCAUUUUUACUUGUCCUUAGUAUUUUGUCUCUUUAUUACUUCCAUUUUUAAUGUGUCUUUUUUUACUUCCCUUUUUUAAUGUCUCUUUUCUUUGUCACAAUUUUUUUGAUGUAUUAAUAUGUCAUCACCAAAGGAACAGUAUUGCAUAAUCUUGUUGAAAAGCUUAAUUUUCACUGAAUAGUUUACAAGGUAAUAUGCUAGAUUAUAGGGUAAUAAUUAAAUUCAAAUUAAACUGAUUCUGUUUUGAUGCUUUUGAGUAAAAUAGAACUAAGAGAGGAUUUUGGAGAAGUAAUAUUGCUCUGUUCACAUUGUAUAUAAAAUGGAACCACACAGAGAAAUGUUAUAUUAUGUCAUUCCAUGGUGCUACUUUAUCUACAAACAUCCAUUCAAUAUAUUGUUGCCCUAUCAAUUGAAAAUAAUAUGACUUAGUAGACUAGCAUCCAUAGCCUACUCUUUUUUUUUUUACAGCCGUACAUCGUAGAAAAUACUUAUUUAUCAAUAGGUUAGAACAUGCUUGUUUAUCAAUAGGUUAGAACAUGCUUGUUUAUCAAUUGGUUAGAACAUGCUUGUUUUUACAUUUUAGAUCUAAAGGGAAAAUGACAAUUACAGUAAAAUAGCUGUAAAAAAAAAAUUUGUAGGCUACAUACUUCACUAUGACUGGCCUGAUCGCCUGUACACUUUAACCAUUUGAGAUCCAUGGAGCAGUGUUCCUUGCUAUUUUGUUUCACCUUUCUGUAGCAGUCCCAGCCAAUCAGAUUUAAUCUUUCUUUUAUUUUUUUUCUCAAAUAAAUGUGUGUGUGUCACUGCGAUUGUCACUUAUUUUUUGUUUUCACUACAGCAUGUCACUGCUUUCACAUUAUUAAUGUCACAUAUUAAUUUAACAAUUCCACUACUGUCACAUGUCUUUGUCAUUAUCUGUAUAAGCACAUGUCACUAGUCUUAAAUCACUACUGUCAUGUGCCACUGCAUUUACAUUUGGCUACAAUAGCAUCACUCAUGUUGUAAUCCUCAUCCCUGCUGUCAGAAAUACCUUCAAAUCAUGAUCAUUGUGUAUCACUCCUGGGACAUGGGCAUUUUGAAACCCCUGGAGCCCAACAAUUGAGAUGAAUCUGAUUGGCUGGGACUAGACAAGAGAUGUGGCUUCAAGAAAUAUUGUGUAGAUCUUAUAGGACAAAUAUAUCUUGAUGUUUUAUCUGUUGAGUGAUUAUAUCCAAAUGAAUGCACAAAAUUUUUUUUUUUUUUAAAUUCUUUAUAAGUUUUUAAUAUUGUACAAUCUUGACUCAAAGUUUUCUCAUGUACACUGUGUUUUAGAGAUGACACUGUUCAUUGUAAACUGGCUACAAGUUUUAUCUGUAGGGUUAGAAGAAUAUAUUUCAUUUUAUAAUUUUAUCACAUACUCUUUCCAACAUGUUAUACACUUAGAAUUCUAAUUGUGAAAUAGUUUGUUUUUAUUAAGGUUUGAAAUUGAAUUAGGAGCAGGCGUUUUUUUCUUGUGAAAAUGAGUUUUUAGUUUAGGAUUAGUCAGGCACCAGUUGGCUAUGUUAACAUUAUUAGUAUGGUGAGAUGGUCAUUUCUGUGGCAUUUUACGUCUCGUGAGACGAUCUUUUCCCUUUGCAACUUCUUGUGUGACUAAAGAGGCCAAUCCUUGAUACACAGCUGCGAUCACAGGUUGGGCAUAUAAAAUCACCAGGCGCCAUUGCAUUUUCACCCUUCUUUCUGCUUCUGUUGUGUAUGACAUCUGCAAUCUGUGACCCUUCCUUUAUGCUCUUUAUGGUCAUUAUUGUUUAUUGUAUAGGUUAGUUGGAUAGUAUUUUGUAAUGGUUUAGUGACAUCAUUGCUUUUAUUUAGUUAUCCAACUGCCAACACUAUUAAAAAGAAAACAUAGACAUACAGGGAAAAAAAAAACCCAGCUCUUUUGAUAGAAUUAUGUAUUUUUUUUUUUUUCCUUUUCAACUCUACAUUGAUUGAUUGUGUUGUUAAGGUUUCACUCAUUGAAAGCUAUUACAAAAACUUCAAGCUGCCAACUUACCUCUUUUAGACAAUGGGUUCCUUUAGAACAGAACAAGGAUGGCCUUAGAACAAAUGUUUCUUCUUGUUAGAGUUGGUUUUAAAUCUUUGAAGAAAAUUCCCAGAUUUGUAUUAUUGUUUUGUUGACUCACUUUUUAGUACUUACUCACCAGCAGGUCAGGUAACACUUGCUGACAUUCUUGAAUGUCUGCUUGGACUAGAAGUGGUUCCUUGUUCUGCUGAAGUGUAAGGACAGUUUAGAACUAGUACUUAAAAUAUUCUUCGUUUUCAUUAUCCAUUUGAGAACCAGUCCUAUAUCUGAGCUGAAUUGCACAGUGGUUUCUAGGUCUUGUAGCUCUCCUUACAUUGCUAUGUCUAAAGGGUUGUUUUUUAGGCCAGUGUAUUGUUUGUGCCUCUCAGUAAAGCAUGCAGUUUUGAAGGAACUGCUCAGUAUUCUCUGCAGAUACUCCACAAGGGCAUUAUUACAUUUGUUUUUAAAUUGAGAUUUGUCAAACAGUUAUUCUAUGAAUAAGACUUGUUCUUUAGUUGAUGUUCAUCAAACAUAAUUAUUUAGAUUCAACAAACCUAGCAUAACAAGUCAGUGAGAGUAGCCAAUGUUAGUUGACUUGAAACUUAGCCAGCCAGCACUAGAGUAGGUGAAUGUGUUGAAAUGUACUUCUCAUGGCCUGCACAAAGUUAUUGGUAUUGACAUUUUUGUAUUGCAUACAUUCUGAUAGAACUGUUUGAGCUCAAAUGUACACACAUCACUUGUACAGUACUGCACCUGUUUUCUUUGGUGACCACUUGCUCAAGUGGUCAGUUGUUGUUUAUUUUUGGAUCAGUAAGUCAAUGAAAUGUUUUUGAGCUGACCACAUUGAUCUAGACUGGCUCAAGAUUAGGCAACAUUUUAAAGCAUUCCCAGAACAAAAUAAACAACCAUCAAAUUCUUGUUUUUUUUUACACACUUUAUCAAUUUGUACAAUUUUUAUCAUAAUUUUUAUCUUUGUUAAGAAAAAUUGAAUUAUGUGGACUUGUUUUUAUUUUAAAGUAUGUACUUAGGGGAUAGAGUGGCUUUACAGGGUCAAUCCGAUCCACUCUCUAAAUAUUGAUUCCUUUUGGACAAGCUUCAUUUAUUUAUUUUUUUAAUGUAUAAAAUUUUAUUUUUUUUUUACUUAAGAACUAAUUAAGAUUAUACAUGAUUUUUAACAAAGUGCAUUUCUAUAAGACUUGACAUAACAAUACUUAGUAACAUCAGCACAAAAUGAACAGGUUAGUUAUAAGGUUCAACUACUUUUGUAUGAGUUGAUAGGAUGAGGACCAAGUCAUUGGAACAUAUCAUUUAGCCAUUUUGUUUGUCUUCACUAUUGAGUUCAUGAGGAAGUGUUUUGUUUCACUACACUGUCAACACAUUGACAACACUUUCAACACAUUGACAACACUUUCAACACAUUGACAACACUGUCAACACAUUGACAACACUUUCAACACAUUGACAACACUUUCAACACAUUGACAACACUCUCAACACAUUGACCACACUGUCGACACAUUGACAAUACUGUCAACACAUUGACAACAUUUUUUUUUUAUUCAAAGACUGUCCAUGUCUCAAACACCUUUUUUUUUUUUUUUUUUUCACUCACUGACUAGGGACACAUUUUUCCCCCAUCUAUAGGACUAAAAGGGACACAACUCAAUAAAUUGGUUGGUCGCCAACUAAUUUUUGUGUCUUGUGUAAGAUGAUGUAUUAGCACAUUGAUUACAGUCAGUAUUGAUUCUUACUUGAGCAACUCGUUUACAUGUCUGAGUAUAUACAUAUUUGUUCAAGUAUUUCCAUUGCAUUUUGUUUUCUUUUUUUUUU